Vespula vulgaris is the source of this 1727-nucleotide messenger RNA. RefSeq names its product probable hydroxyacid-oxoacid transhydrogenase, mitochondrial (gene T3dh). The transcript is spliced from 9 exons. The coding region runs from base 210 to 1634 and encodes 474 amino acids. Gene Ontology annotation, cellular component: mitochondrion. Lineage: Eukaryota; Metazoa; Arthropoda; Insecta; Hymenoptera; Vespidae. Gene Ontology annotation, molecular function: alcohol dehydrogenase (NAD+) activity; metal ion binding. The record is from RefSeq and is a predicted model, not a curated record.
CCCUGUGACGAAUAAAGUUAAGCAGGUCGCGUCUUGCGCAAGCUAGAUUGCUGGAAGUACAAAUGGUAGGCGAGUAACAGAGAAAACAGUAAACAAGUCGUAUAGCAGUCGUCGUAAAGUCGUCUAAACGAAGAGAAAUACGAAGUGAUUCUCCGUUAUUAAUUAACACCUUGUACGGAUUACUGUGUAUUUUUCCGUGAUUUUGAAAAAUGCUUCCCAGGAGACGAGUCCUCGAGCUGCUCCAAGUUAUUUCGUCUCAAUCAUGCAGAUGUCCAGCCCACGGAAAUCCAGGAGGUAUCACGUCAACAAUCGAACAAGGAAAAGCCCGUAGCACCACAGCCAAUUCGGUUCCGUCAAAAGAAUAUGCGUUCGAGAUGGCCUGCUCGACUAUUCGUUACGGCAUCGGAGUUACGAGAGAAUUGGGACACGACAUUCAGAAUUUAAAUGCGAAAAAAGUUUGCUUAAUGACCGAUCCAAACUUAGUCAAUCUUCAACCAGUGAAAUCUGCGAUCGAUAGCUUAACUAAGCAAGGAAUUGACUUUGAAGUUUACGAUAAGGUACGAGUGGAACCCACGGAAGAGACUCUUCUGGAUUCGGCAGAAUUUGCAAAACGUGGGAAGUUCGACGCCUUUGUUGCGGUGGGAGGUGGGUCGGUAAUAGACACAUGCAAAGCUGCGAAUCUUUAUAGCAGUGAUCCCAACGCUGAUUUCUUGGAUUACGUUAAUGCACCAAUAGGAAAAGGAAAACCAGUUUUGGUCAAUUUGAAAACGCUCAUUGCGAUACCAACGACUGCGGGUACAGGUUCAGAAACAACCGGUGUAUCUAUCUUCGAUUAUCGGCCUCUUAAGGCCAAAACUGGAAUUGCAAACAGAGCUCUGAAACCUACCUUGGCCCUUAUCGAUCCGAAGCAUGUAUUGACUUUACCAGAAAGAGUUAGUGCUUAUUCUGGCUUCGAUGUACUUUGUCACGCUUUGGAAUCGUUCACGGCGAUACCAUACACGGAAAGAACACCGUGUCCUACCAAUCCGAUCCUGCGACCAACUUAUCAAGGUAGCAAUCCUAUUAGCGACGUAUGGGCAAGAUAUGUACUACAAGUAAUGCGCAAGUACUUUGAGAGAGCGGUAUAUAGACAAGACGACAUCGAAGCUAAAAGCCAUAUACAUCUAGCUAGUACCAUGGCUGGUGUCGGUUUUGGAAACGCUGGUGUCCACCUUUGUCAUGGUCUUUCUUAUCCCAUAAGCGGUAACGUUCGUAAAUUUCAACCCGAGGGAUAUAGCAAAACUCAUCCUCUCGUACCUCACGGUCUUUCCGUUGUUAUCUCGGCACCAGCUGUUUUCUCCUUCACCGGAAGUGCCUGCCCAGAAAAACACCUAGAGGCCGCAGAAUUAUUAGGAACGGACAUUAAGGGAGCGAAACGAGAGGACGCUGGAAAGAUUUUAGCAGAUACCGUACGAAAAUACAUGUGUAUAAUGAAAAUAGAAAAUGGUUUGAAAGAACUUGGCUUCCAAAAAGAAGAUAUUCCCGCUCUGGUGCAAGGAACUUUACCUCAGCAUCGGAUUACGAAAUUGGCGCCACGUGAACAAUCGGAAGAAGAUCUAGCGAAAUUGUUCGAAAAUUCAUUCACAAUUUAUUAAACGCGGAUGCCUUCUCAAUAUCGUGCAUCAUAUUUACAUAAUUUUAUACUUUGUUAAUAAAUUGUCACGAAUAAAAAAGAAACCAUUUUUGCA